Colletotrichum lupini is the source of this 1245-nucleotide messenger RNA. Its product is annotated as O-methyltransferase. Bases 1 to 1245 code for a protein of 414 amino acids. The record is from RefSeq and is a predicted model, not a curated record. The transcript is spliced from 3 exons. Gene Ontology annotation, molecular function: O-methyltransferase activity. NCBI's taxonomy places the organism in Eukaryota, Fungi, Ascomycota, Sordariomycetes, Glomerellales, Glomerellaceae.
AUGAUUGACCUCUCCAAGACCUUCAAUACGCUAGCAACUCAGCUUUCGCAGCUGGCAAGCUCGACGUCAAGCGAUGUUGAAAAAAACAGCGCCGCCGUUGACAUAGCUCAAAGGAUCCUCGCGGCAGCUCGAGGACCGACACCAGACUGGAUGGACCGGGUGAUUAAUGUCAUGGAACUGACUGGACUUAAAUUGCUCCUUGACUGGAACGCCCUGGCCAUGAUACCAUUGGAGGGCGCUAUCACAUAUGCUGAGUUGGCCAAAAAGCUGUCCGCGGAUGAGCCUUUACUUCGACGGCUAGCCUGGGUGCUUGUUUCCAGCGGAAUGUUGCGUCAGGUGGAUGACGACAAGAUCGCACAUACAGAGAAAUCACGCCAGUAUCUUCCCGGGACAUCUAAUGAACUCCUGCUACACAUGAUGUUCGAAGAGCAUGUUAUGACGGCUCUGAAGCUGCCUGAGUACUUUGAACAGUACGGCCGCCGGGAGCCGGCCAAUCGGCAGCACACUCCCUAUGCAUUCUCACGCGGUCAGCCAGAAAAAGAGAUCUGGGAGAUUCACCAAGAGAACCCUGCGCAGGUAAAGAGGUUCAUGGGAGUUAUGGAGAUGGUGCAGUCAUUCAUUCCUCUGACUGGUAUUUACGACUUUGGUUGGGUGGCGACGAAGCUGUCGGAGCAGCAUGACAGACCGCUUCUCGUGGAUGUGGGUGGCAGCAAGGGCCACGCCAUCAAGGCGAUUAUGAAGGAGAACCCUUUUAUUCCAGCCGAUCGCAUAGUUCUCCAGGACAGAGAUGAGGUGAUUCAACAGGUUGUGGGCCUCAAAGAUUCGGGGCUCGAUGGUGUACACCUCCAGGUACACGACUUCCACGAAGCGCAACCUGUCAGAAGUACGUUUACAUGCUAUCGAAGUCUUGCCCGCGUCCGUGAAGAUCAGCUGACACAUGCAGACGCACUGAUCUAUUGGAUCCGGCGAUGUCUACACGACUAUGGAGACGAUGUCUGCGCCACGAUGCUCACGCAGCUAUCGGAUGCCAUGAGUUCGGACAGUAAGGUACUCAUCGUCGAAUACGUCCUUCCGAGCCCUCCCCCGCCCAUUGGCGCCAUGACAGACUUCGGCAUGCUCGGAAUUGGGGGCAAGGAACGGACAGCCAAUGACUGGGAGGUGCUUGUUGCUAGGUCUGGGCUUAAGAUUGAGAAGAUUCAUGGCCUGGACAUGAAGAUGCAGGUCAUUGAGUGUGUCAAGGCCUGA